UGUUUCUCUAAUCCAGGUUAGUUGGUUAGUGAACAGGUGCAGUGAGUGGAUAUGCUCUGAAUGCUUCAUGGGAAAGGAGGGGAAUUUCAUGCAUCUGAAUGACUAUGACAUCAAUCUGGAACGUCCCGCUGCCGAUAGCUCUGAGCGUGUUACAGUGUCAUGACGGAGGAAAAACAAGGAGGUAGAAGUGACAACGACAGGACCGUUGCUCGUGGGUUUCAUGCUGACGCCUUGAGGGACAUUCAGUUGAAGACAAGCCCUGAUGUCAUCUACUCAAAACUAGUAUCUCAAACAACAGUGUGAAAGAUGCCAAUACUUACUUUAGCUUUAAGUUUGAAAGCGGAGAGAGCUCCAGACCUCAAGGGAGGAUCAACAAGACUCUACUUGAAAGCUUGAGAACACAUGAGAAACAUGAGUGUGAAUGAUGAACACCCUAGACCCUUCGGGACCAGCAGUGAAGAUGGCUGUAAGGAAAUCAGGAAUAACAACAACAACAAGGAUACUGAGGAUUCGCUGGAUGGAGAUGCCAAUGCUAAUGAAAUCCAAAGGGGAGAUGGAGAAACAACUCUGGAGGCAAUUGAUGCCCUGCCCUCUGUGGUAUCUCACACCGAGAAACAGGUGAAGAUGACUAUUCAGGCCACAGAUUCCCCGUGUGAAGACCCGGAGCUGGCUGAGUUUGAGAUGUUGGAAAGUCAGGAAAUAGAGGAUGAGGAAAAGAACAAUAUUCCUAAAGGUUACAUGAAAGGGGUUUUAUCCACCGAUAUGACAAAGACCGAAGCAAAAUCUCUGAAGGAUAGCAAAAGGUUUUCCCAGUUUACUUCAAAAGAGCAAGAGUCUACAGUUUGUCCUCAGUCCUCUAGCAAAGAUUUGGUGACCAGCAUAGCCAGGAAUGACUUUAGCUCUGAAAAUGAUGUUUUUGUUUCUUGCCUCUCCACAAUGUCUAGUCUUGGAGGAAGUCUUGCUAGUGCUCUGGACAAUGCCGGUCGAACCCAGAGCUCUGAUUCGUGGCAUGCUCCCUCAGAGCCAUACCGAACUCUCUCUGAGGACCUUACUCUUGCCUCACAGUACUGUUUGACAAUUUCAGAUAAAACACGGAGCUCCCUACAUACUGAGGGCAUGCAUCAUCAAGUAGGAAAAAGUACAACGCACAUCGGCAGUGUCAAUCUUAAUCUUAACUCUACUGCCUUGCCCGAAGAACCUCAUUUAGAAGCACAAGAAAACCAACUAGCUACAGACUUUGUAAUAUCUGAGAGCUCAGGGCAACUGACUAAUGGCACGAGUGAAUGUAGCAUUGCAAGGAUCACAAAGGUCCAUAAUGAACCAGGAAGUGCCAAUCAAGAUGAUCUUAGAGAAUCUGGAGAUCGUGUGAAGGAGUACCAUGCAAAAGAGGAAAAGGCUCUAAAUUUGAAAUCAGUAUUGACUGAGAAGAGAUCUUGCCAACCUCUUGUCUCAGACCAUAUUCAGUCUACUUCACAAAACAGAAGGUCCUCCCAUGAGGUCCUCAAAAACCAGAAUGAGGAAUCUCCUGAAAUUGCUCUUAAAACAUCGAAACUAACCUCAAAAGGUGCGCCCGUCCACUCUGAUUGUUCUGAACCCCAACCGUACAAGAAGCAACCAUCUUUUGAAAAGACCCGAAGAUCUAGUUCAUUGAGUUUGGAAAGGCGAAAACCUUGGGGCAGCCCAUCUCGCUCUGAGACCCCCCCAUCCCCUAAAACCACCUGUUCACCUCGGAAACAGCCACCUUCGUCACCAGCCAGACAUACUAGCACAAGAGAAGCGAGUCAGGACCGGAGUGAAACCUUACAGAGGGCAAAUACUGGUUUGAGGCAACCAAGUAAAAGCCUUCUCAGUAGUAGUUGCAGUCUCCAAAAACCUGUCAUUCCUCAACAUCCCACUAGAGCAGAGUCUGAGUCUAAGUCUUCUCCACCUCUCAAGCCCAAAAUUGUUCGGCCAAAAAUCAUAACCUAUGUCCGCAAGAGCCCUCAAGCGAAACCAAUGUCUGAAGGUCCCUAUGAAGUAUCGACACUACCGCCGAGACUUACACCAUACAGUAGCUCACCAACCUCAAAAGAGCCCAAAGCCGAGGGGUUCAGAGGUUCGCCAGUGCUCAACUCCUCUAAUAUUGUUUAUGACAAGUAUCGCCAGGAGGUACAGAGGUCAGGGUACUACUCCCCUCCAGGACUGAUGGCGUCUGGGAUCAGGCCACCUAGCCACACUGUCCCCCAUAAACUGGUGGGAAAAUCGGAGAGUUUCCAUGGAGAGCUUCCAGAUAAAUACUUGCAUGAGGUUGGUAGAGCGGUUCAGAUAAAUACCCAUGAUGCCGCUGCUUCCGUUUUCCGCUUUCCCAGAGCCUUAAGGCCUCAGCUUGGCCUUGGAGCCGUCACCAGACAGCCUGCUACUAAGAACAGGACUGUAUUACCAGGUCAAAGAUCGGCUUCACCCCUCAGCUAUACCGCUCCAGCUGUCCAUGCCUCAAGUAGUCACCAAGAACCCAUAGUGGAUCAGAAAAGACUAGCGUUGGGUGUGGCUCCCAAAUUUAUGCUCCCCAAACCGGGUCAAUCUGGACUACGUCCUCCCGGCUUCUCCCAUCUUCCUCCUGCUCGACUGGCCGCCUUUGGCUUCGUCCGUAGUGCUAGCGUGUCUUCUGUGUCCAGCAACCAAUCAAAUGACAGCACGCACAGCGACCCCUGCCGAUCCAGCCGUCCACUCAGCGGCAGUGAUGAAAGCAGGACUCAUAACCCCCCGCCCCCCAGCCGCCGCUCUCUGCACACGCCCCCUCGCGCAUCACCCGUGGCCUCCAGAAAGGAGUUUCAAAGGGACGGAGAAAUCAGCCGUCCCAUUGUGUCGUCCCCGAAGAGGUUUGCAGUGGUCUGUCCCAAGCCUCAGUCCCCCGUGCGCCAGAAGUCGUGUGUGGCGCGUCUGGGCGGGCGUUCAGACGGUGUGGAUGCCGAGCGGGAGAAGCUGAUAAUGCAGAGACUGAAAGAGAGAUGUGAAGAUCAGGCCCGGCAGCUGAUCGUCCUGCAGGAGGAGCUCAGGAAGUCUUCGCGAUGCCUGGAUGUGUUCACCAUCAGCACACAACACUUCUGCCAGAAGAGCGAGAGCGCUGUCGUGAAGGAGAGGGAGUUAUCCCUGCAGUUAGCCAGGAUCAGGGAUGAAGUGGUGGUCAGUGUUCAGCGAUGGGAGCGUCUGCAGGGUGAGAAGGCUCAGCUGGAGCAGAGUUUUGAGCGGGAGCUGAAAGCACUCCAAGAGGAGCAACGGCAGGAGCUCAAGGCCUUACAGGAGAGACUGGUGGAGGAGCACAACUCUGAGAUUCAGCGACUCCGGCAACAGCAAAACAGUCACCUGAAGCAGCUACGCUCCCGGCAUCACGAACAGAUCGAGGAGAUGAGUGAAAACCAUGAGACGGCCAUGGUCGAGAUGGAAGCGAAUCAUGAUGCCACACUGGCCACUUUACAGGAAGAACACACCAGAACCAUCAAGAACCUAAGGAUGGCACACGAGCAGCAAAAGAGGUCAAUGGAAGAGGAAUUUGAGAAACUCAGACUGUCACUGCAGGAUCAGGUGGACACGUUGACAUUUCAGAACCGCGCUCUGCGAGACCGAGCCAAGCGUUUUGAAGAAGCGCUGCGCAGAAGCACGGAUGAGCAGAUAGUGGAUGCUCUUGCGCCAUAUCAGCAUAUUGAGGAGGACCUGAAGAGUCUUAAAGAGGUUCUGGAGAUGAAGAACCAGCAGAUUCAUCAACAGGAGCUCAAAAUUUCAGAGCUGGAAAAAAUGGCCCAGAAGAACGUUCUGUUGGAGGAGCGUAUUCAGGUGUUGCAGCAGCAAAAUGAAGACCUAAAAGACAGGAUUGACCGCAAUGUCGCAACAUCCAGGCAACUGUCAGAGGAAAACGCCAACCUGCAGGUGUACGUUGAGAAAGAGAGCAACGAGAAGAAGCGACUGAGUCGCACCAACGAAGAGCUUAUGUGGCGUCUUCAAACGGGCGAGUUGAGCCCUCGAAUGUCUCCCACCCAGUCGCCUCUUCAUCGACCAGUCUCUGGUCCUUCUUCACCCUCCCGACAACAGCCCUUCCCUAGAUGAGUGUCCAAUUCUCCGCCGCUAUUUUUGACACUCUGUUUUUGUAUCUUUAACUUAUAUUUCUCAUCAUGGUUUCUGAUUGGAUGGAACAGAAGAUGCUUCCACACCCAGUGAGUUUUCUGUUUCAUCACGUCUCAACUUACUCGUUACUGUAUUGGUUGUAAGUUGCUCUUACUGAAUAUUGAUAGGCUUUAAUACAGUGUUCAAGGUUUGAGUUUGAGCAUUACUGGACAAAAUAGUUGAAGGCAAUUAUUAGUGAAAGGAUUGUUCACCCAUUAUUUUGUCAUGAUUUACUCAUUCCAAACCUGCAUCACUGACUUCAAUGUGGAACACAAAACACAUUGUUGCUCUUUUUCAUGCAAUAUCAAUGUCAAAAUCAGUCCUAUUCAUGAAAUAAUCAAUCAGUGGUACUUUUACCAAAAGCGUUGCUAGCUAAUUAUGGUCUCAAGUUCUGUUGUUACCAACAAAGUUCAACGUUUCUGUUUCCUGAAACCAUAUUUUGCAUCGUACUACCUCCAAAGAUGCAUCGUACUAUGCUAGUUGCUCAGAGAGUUAUGUUGUUGUACGGAAAAGCACACCAAACUGGAUCCCCUAAUUAAUUGAAAAGCAAUUCAUUCAUACUCAAAGGAACGGUUCAUUCACCAAUUGGCUAUUUUUCUCACAAACAUCCCAAACACCAAGGAAAGAUGUUAAGAUUUUCAGUGAAUUACGACCAAUAAGAUUUUGGUCUGUUCUUACAGUUGUUGUGACUUUAGUAGACCUGGAAUGUAUGGCUCAUGUUGUAUAGAUCACUUCUGAUAAACUUUUAUGGUGUUUUGUGAGAUUUUUUUGAAGCUUGAAAGCAUCAGUCCCCAUUCGUUGUAAUUGCAUGGAAAAGAGCUAACAGCACAUUCAUCAGAAUUUCUUCUUUUCAAAAAGUUUUUGUGUUCCACAAAAAAGUUUGUCAUACGAAUUUGUUAAGGUUGUUGCUUGAACAAAUGUAAUGGAGGCAAGCUAGUUAGAGCUGUGCAAGUAAACCUCACUCCCCUAGCCGCGAGAGGCCUCCCAUGCCGGAGACGCAGGUUCGAAUCCCGCUCGGAGUGGGUUGAGUAGGACCAGUUUUAUUGGUGCCGUGACCCGGGUGUGAGUGAGGUUUAGGAAGUUGAUUAACAGAGGCCAGGUAGUUAGAGCUGUGCGAGUAAACCUCACUCCCCUGGCCUCAAGAGGCACACUGGAGACUGCAGUCUUUAGCAUUCUUGUUAACGUGCCGGCCUCCCAUGCUGGAGACGCAGGUUCGAAUCCCGUUCGGAGCGGGUUGAGUAGGACCAGUUUUAUUGGUGCCGUGACCCGGGUGUGAGUGAGGUUUAGGAAGUUGAUUAACAGAGGCCAGGUAGUAAGAGCUUUGCGAGUAAACCUCACUCCCCUGGCCUCAAGAGGCACACUGGAGACUGCAGUCUUUAGCAUUCUUGUUAGUGUUGGCCUCCCAUGCCGAAGAAGUAGGUUCGAAUCCCGUUCGGAGCGGGUUGAGUAGGACCAGUUUUAUUGGUGCCAUGACGCAGGUGUGAGUGAGGUUUAGGAAGUUGAUUAACAGAGGCCAGGUAGUAAGAGCUGUGCGAGUAAACCUCACUCCCCUGGCCUCAAGAGGCACACUGGAGACUGCAGUCUUUAGCAUCCUUGUUAGCAUGCCAGCCUCCCAUGCUGGAGACACAUGUUUGAAUACCGCUUUGUAUACCGCUUUGUUUAUUGGAGCAGGUUGAGUCGGAGCGGUUUGACAAACAUUAUCCUACAUUAGAGAGAACAGAAAAAAGGAAAAUUAUUCUCCUUUCUUUACUUUAUUACUUUAUUGUGUCCAUCACAAUGUUGUGUAUUAUGAUGCUUCAUAGGCCAUUUUGAAAUGUACCUUUUUGUACCUUCUACUCUGAUGGAUUUGGCUCUUGGGCUUGCGCUGAGGUGAAAAAUCUUCAACCUUUGCCUAUGGUCUGAAGCUUUUCCAAAGAUUGAUCAGGACAUCAUGUAUACCAGUUUUACAAGGAAUAUUUGCCUUUUUUCAAAGGAAAGCCACCCACCAGCAACCUUCUGUGCAAGUCGAGGCAUUACUGUACUCGACACACUCAACAGGAAAACAUCUCAACGGGCAAGUUUAUGAUGGACAUGUCAUUCAAAUGAGGUAAAUACUUUGUCAUACUUAUAUGGUCUAGGGGGUUAAAUGUUGAUCAAAAGUGAUUUUAACACAACUUUUUAAGGUGGUUCAUCCACAUAUUGUAACCACUAUACAAGGAUGCUAAUAUUAGCAUGGACUGACAAUUCAGUUGUGUAAAUGACUUGCAAAACUUCAACCUGCAGUCUUCUCACUCAUGUUUGUGAGGGAAAACAACCCUCAAGCCUUCAUCUCAACUAGCCUUGUUUACAGAAAUCUCCGGAACGCAUUACACUGUAAGAACUGCCUGUAAACUUGACGCCAUAGGUAUCAGUCAUGGCUGUUUGUGUCUCUCUUCUCUGUACAGUAUGUAUCAUAAGUCUUCCGGUUGCUCUAACCCAGAUAUAAUAUGCUUAAACUGCAUUCACGUGGACACUACUGAGGGCAUUUGACCCACUUUGUAGAGACUUGGCUGCAUAAUAUUAAACUGAAAGGUUUGCGAAAGUACUACAGAACAUUAGCGUUAGCAUUUUACAUUAGCAAUGCGCUAUCAUGAGUACCUCACUUCUUGAAAUGAAAACGCAGCCCUCUAAGGAGUUUUCUUGUUUAUUAUAAUACGUUCAGGGUCUCAAAGCCAUGGUCUCAAUAAAGGAAGUUCUCUAGUCGUGAAUAAGAACCUGAAAGUAUUCAAAGUGCACCUGUGUUUCCCUGAAAUGUCCUAUUACAACUGUCCUGUAUAUUAGGUGGAUAUAUUCGCACUUGCGUUGAGGUAAAAGUCUGGAUUCAGUCUUUGGGAACAGUAUAGAACAGAGUUAGGAAGUCAUAUUGUUCAUGAAUGUUCAAAUAUUUGAUGUCUUUAGUUUUAUUUUAUGUCCAAGUGUACUUAGUAGUGCAGCUAUUAGUGAUUACAUUGUUAUGAGUUGCUUAAAUGACCAUGAUUGAUUUUUUAUAAGAACAUAAAAUCAUAAGUUUACGUUAUUCAGCCUUAACAUUUGUGCAAAUACAGCAAAAAUGUCAGUUGCCGUUGCAAACCAAGAUGGCUGAUGUUAUACCAUUGUACUUGCGAAUUUAUUUCCUGCUCAUUCUCAGAGAAUCAUUACCUCCCGUCUCAGUCAGAGAUCUAGCUCAGGUUAGGAAGGUGCGUUACAAAUGUCAUUUCACAGUACAUGAUAAUGUAAACUAAAUGUACUGUAUCUACAGUGUGUAAACUAAAUGAUACAUUUGAAGGUUGGUGUCAUGUAAUAUUAUUAGACUUGUAAAUGUAUUUCACUCAGCAAUUAAAUCGAAAGCUCCGAAUGAAAUAUUGAAAUAUCAAACCAACUACCUGUCUGCCGAGGAAAAUGCAACUCUGUCAAGGUUUCUUGGGUGUGCGCUUGGAUUAUUUUCAUCUCUGCUUUUGACUUAUAAAUGAAAGGAAAUCUUCAAUUAACCAGGUUGUGAAAUGCACUGAGUUUUUUUGUUGUUGUUUUUUUCUGUGUGUGUCCCAUGGACAUGAUUAUGGUAUUUAUGAAUGUUUCUUCGUAUUUUUAAAGGAAUAGUUCAUCCGAAAAUUAACAUUUACUCACUCUCAAACUCGUGUUGUUUUUGUCCACAAAAUGAGUUUUGAAGAAUUUUACCCUUGUGGAAAAGAAGUGCACUUAAUGUGCGCUUGUAGUGUACUUAAAAAAAAUAAAAAAAAAAAA
Molecule: messenger RNA, 7875 nt
Organism: Pimephales promelas (fathead minnow)
Lineage: Eukaryota; Metazoa; Chordata; Actinopteri; Cypriniformes; Leuciscidae
Gene: mtus2b
Product: microtubule associated tumor suppressor candidate 2b
Cellular component (GO): cytoplasm; nucleus
Molecular function (GO): microtubule binding
Source: RefSeq, a predicted model, not a curated record